This is a messenger RNA of Lolium rigidum, 904 nucleotides long. Its product is annotated as protein LURP-one-related 8-like. The transcript has a single exon. NCBI's taxonomy places the organism in Eukaryota, Viridiplantae, Streptophyta, Magnoliopsida, Poales, Poaceae. Bases 73 to 675 code for a protein of 200 amino acids. The record is from RefSeq and is a predicted model, not a curated record.
UCCGUUCUCAGAACCAAGAAAACCACCUGUCCGCUCUCAGACUCCUCCCGAUCCAUCAAACAUAGUACAAACAUGGCGAAGGUUCACCCUAACAUGGUGCCCCGGCCGGUCAGCGCCGUCACAGAGCGGGCGGCGGAGGCGCCGACGACGCUGACGGUGUGGCGCAAGUCGCUGCUGUUCGACUGCAAGGGCUUCACGGUGUUCGACGCCAAGGGCAACCUGGCCUACCGCGUCGACAGCUACGCGUCCGAGACCGGCGACGAGGUCGUGCUCAUGGACGCGGCCGGCCGCCCCGCCUUCACCGUGCGGCGCAAGCGGUUCAGCCUCCAGGGAGAUCAGUGGCUUGUGUUCGCCGGCGAGGAGACGCGACGGCCGGUCUACGCCGUCCGGCGGAGCGGGAGGGGCAAGACGAUGGCGCAUGUCACUGCCUGCGGCGGGGGCGCUUCGCCCUCAGCGUCGUACGAGGUGGAGGGGUCGUACGCGCGGCGGUGCUGCGUGAUGUACGACGCCGAGAGGCGUGCGGUUGCGGAGGUGAGGCCCAAGGAGGUGGUCGGCACGGACGUGUUCCGCCUGGUGGUGCAGCCCGGCGUCGGCGUCUCGCUCGCCAUGGCCGUGGUCGUGGCGCUCGAGCAGAUGUUCGCCAGGCCGUCCCUCCUCCGGAGCUGGUCUACGUAAAUUAGUUAGCUAUAUAUAGUUUGUUUGUUGUAUUUAGAUCUAGUCAAGCUAGCUCUUUUUGCCCCUUCCACUUGGGGUUGGGUUGGGGUUAUGAACGAGUGAAAAUCGAUGGAUGAUCGAUGUGUGUGGGCAUGAGAGCAUCCUAUGCUCCGUGACGCCUCCAAUUCGCAAAUACUGGUAUAUGGCCAACUGAAUUUGCUGACAAUUCGUAGAAAACAAGAUUCUUUUC